Messenger RNA from Stereum hirsutum FP-91666 SS1, 2937 nucleotides. RefSeq lists its product as uncharacterized. The coding region runs from base 1 to 2937 and encodes 978 amino acids. NCBI's taxonomy places the organism in Eukaryota, Fungi, Basidiomycota, Agaricomycetes, Russulales, Stereaceae. Gene Ontology annotation, molecular function: zinc ion binding; SNARE binding. The record is from RefSeq and is a predicted model, not a curated record. Gene Ontology annotation, biological process: intracellular protein transport; COPII-coated vesicle cargo loading; endoplasmic reticulum to Golgi vesicle-mediated transport. The transcript has 11 exons. Gene Ontology annotation, cellular component: endoplasmic reticulum exit site; COPII vesicle coat.
AUGGCCAGCCCGGCGCAACAGCUUCCCCCAGGAUGGACUGCAGAAUGGGACGUGGAUAACCAGCGGCAUAUGUUCCUUGAAACCGCGACAGGCCGCGCACAAUGGGAACAUCCACUCGCAGCCCGAGUGUCGUCCCCUCCACAAUCUCCAGGCAUCGGCUCUCCGACCUCUCCUCCGCCUCUCCACGGCCACCACACCAAACGUCGCCAAUACGCUCUCGGCCAAACACACGCCUACGACGCCUCCGACCCCCUCUCUUCCGCUCCUCCUGGCACCAACCUCCCAUACCCCGACGCCCAAGCGCCCGGUCCCCAGCUCUUCACUCCAUCCAUCGGCGCCGUCGACAACCAAUUCGCUGCCCAACAACAACAACAACAACAACAACAACAAGGACAACAGUCAGCGCCGUAUUACGGUCAUGGCCAACAGUCCCAGCCAGAAUACAUCAAUGCGCCGGGCUACGGCCAGGCCGUCAACCCGCUCGCCAACCAGUUCUCCCAAAUGUCCAUCGGUGCACCUGCUGGAACAGGUCCGAAUCCCAUCUCCCGAGUUGCGACGACCUUAAACCUCCAAUCGACGCCCCCCGAUCCCUCCUCGCUCCUCCUCCCACCACCACCCAUCAACCUCCCCCCCUCCUCCUCCCUCCUCCCUCCCUCCCCGCACACGAACACGCACUUCUCCUAUCAGAGAUGCACGCUGAACGCCAUCCCCACGAGUAACUCGCUGUUGAACAAGUCGAAGCUGCCGUUGGCACUGGUGAUGACGCCGUAUAGGAGCGUGAAGGAGGAUGAGGAGCCGGUUCCGAUAAUCAAGGAUAUGGUUAUUGGGAGGUGUAAGCGGUGUAGGAUGUAUAUCAAUCCUUAUGUUACCUUUCUUGACGGCGGACAUCGCUGGCGCUGCUGCAUGUGCAACAUGCAAAAUGAAACCCCCCAACUCUUCGACUGGGACUCCACAACGAACAAACCCGCCGAUCGCUGGGCCCGCCCGGAACUGUCGCACUCCGUCAUCGAUUUCAUGGCGCCGCAGGAGUAUUGGACUCGACCCCCCCAGCCGGUCAUAUACGUGUUUUUGAUCGACGUUAGUUACGGGGCUAUUCAAUCCGGUAUGACGGCUACGGCUGCACAAGCUCUGCUUGAGAAUUUGGAUCGAAUCCCGAAUGAAGAUUCGCAUACGAAGAUCGCCCUCAUCGGGUUCGACACCUCGCUCUAUUUCUUCUCCAUGCCCCCCGGCACAACCGACCCCGAAAUGCUCGUCGUCUCCGAUAUCGACGACCCCUUCCUGCCUAAACCUACGGAUCUCGUCGUGGGCCUGACGGAAGCCCGGGCGUCGCUUGAGGUCUUGUUGGGUGGGUUUUAUGAGAUGUUUAAGGGGAGUAUGGUGCUGGGGAGUGCGUUGGGGAGUGCGUUGAGGGCGGGGUAUAUGCUUAUGUUGAAAUAUCCCGUCGGCGGCAAGAUCGUCGUCCUUACUUGUACACUCCCGUCCAUCGGCCCGGGUGCGCUCAAGAAUAGGGAAGAUCCCAAGAUCCUAGGGACGUCCAAGGCGAUCAACGGCCCAUGGUACAAAACCUUCGCCAUCGAAUGCUCCCGCGCCUACAUCUCCGUCGACAUGUUCCUCUUCCCCGUCCCCUCUCCCUCCUCCCGGCCCACCCUCCCCAACUCAUCCUCCUCGACCUCUUCCUCGACCUACCUCGACCUAACGACCCUCUCCUGCCUGCCCCACUACACCUCCGGACAGACCUACUACUACGGCCCCACCUUCUCCGCCUCCUCCCCCGCCUCCUCCUCCUCAGCCUCAGACAUCCAAAAAUUCAACUCCGAAUUCACCGCGGUAUUAAAGACGCCCUUCAUGGUCGAAGCCAUAACCCGCGUACGCGCAACGAGGGGUAUAAGGCUCUCCUCCUUCCACGGCAACUUCUUCGUCCGAUCCACCGAUCUCCUCGCCAUGCCGACAGUCCCACACGAUACAUCCUACACCAUCGAGCUCGAAAUCGAAGAAGAACUCACUAAACCUUAUAUCGUCAUACAAACCGGGAUCCUGCACACCACACACGCUGGGGACCGUGCGAUACGGGUUAUCACGCUCGCGUUGCCCACGACGAGUAGUUUGGCGGAGGUGUGGAGAGGCGCGGAUGAGGGUGCGAUUGCGACUUGGUUGGCGAAUAAGGGGGUGGAGAGGACGGGGACGCAUAGUUUGGAGAGUGCGAGGGAGGUGGUGAGGGGGAAGGUGGUGGAGAUGGUGCAGGCUUAUGCGAAGAGUAUGGUGGGUGGGGGUGGGGGUGGGGGAGCGGGGGGAGGGUUGGGCGUGCCGGAGAAUUUGAAGAUGUUGCCGGCGUUGGUGUUGGGGAUGUUGAAGAACCCCGCGUUGAGACAGAGCGCGCAGAUACCGCCGGAUGUGAGGGCUUAUGCGCAGGUUCUGUUCACGUCGUUACCGACGGAACUGCUCAUCCCCUAUAUCCACCCGAAUUUCUACUCUCUGCAUGAUAUGCCACCGGAGGCCGGAACCCCCGGCCCCACCGGCCACCCCCUCCUCCCUCCCCGUCUCCCCCUCUCCUCCGAGAAAUUCGAAAGACACGGGUUAUAUCUCAUCGAGGACGGACAGAGCAUGUAUCUCUGGGUCGGAAGGGACGCGGUUCCGCAGCUUAUGAUCGACGUGUUUGGGUUUCCGGAUUAUGGGGUUUUGAGGAGCGGGAAGACCUCCCUCCCUCCCCUCGACAACCCCUUCUCCCAACGCAUCUCCGCCCUCAUCACCCACAUCCGUACCACCCUCCGGCACGGCGUGUAUCACCCGCACCUGUACGUCGUCAAGGAGGACGGGGACGACCAGGCGUUGAAGAUGAGGGCGUUGAGUGCGAUGGUGUAUGAUAGGAAUGAGAGCGCUUUGCCGAGUUAUGGGCAGUGGGUGGGGCAGUUGAGGGAUAAGGUGAGUGGGGGUUGGUGA